Messenger RNA from Ipomoea nil (Japanese morning glory), 657 nucleotides. RefSeq lists its product as uncharacterized. Lineage: Eukaryota; Viridiplantae; Streptophyta; Magnoliopsida; Solanales; Convolvulaceae. The coding region runs from base 1 to 657 and encodes 218 amino acids. The transcript has a single exon. The record is from RefSeq and is a predicted model, not a curated record.
AUGGGUCCUGACUCAGAUCGUGUUACUGUUCUUAUUGAUAAAUUAGCCAUUGAGUUUAAGGUUCGUGAUAUGGGUGUGCCUCCUUUCUUUUUGGGUAUUGAAACUGUCCGGUUAUCUGGCGGUAUGCUUUUAUCACAACAACGGUACACGAAGGAUAUUCUCAAACGUGCUGGCAUGGUGGACUGCAAGCCAAUAGUCACGCCCGUCACUGAUAAAGUUGCCGUUCUCUAUGCCGAUCCUACACAGUACAGGAGUCUUGCAGGUGCUCUCCAGUAUCUUAUGGUAACUCGUCCUGAUUUAUCUUAUGCUGUUAAUCUCUUGUGUCAACACAUGCAUUCUCCCACUACUACAGACUGGGCCUUUCUAAAAAGAGUCCUGCGGUAUGUCAAAGGCACCCUGAAUCUUGGUUUGCGUAUUUCUCGGUCUACAUCUAUGGAUAUUCACGCUUAUUCUGACUUAGAUUGGGUUGGUGAUCUGAAUGAUCGCAAGUCUACUAGUGGCUUUGUUGUGUUAUUGGGCAGUAAUCUUAUAUCUUGGGUUUGUCGGAAGCAACGGACUGUUGCGCGUUCCUCAACUGAAGCAGAAUACAAGGGACUAGCUUGUGUCGUUAGGAUUGUACAUUUAGAAAUUUUUGAUAGUGCAUUUAGAAAUGUUUGA